CAUAUCAUCUGCGUUGACUGUGGCAACAGUGCUGGACUCAAUGGUCCCUCUCCUGACCACCGCAACUGCCCACUCUGUGGAACACACCUCCCUAGACCAGACGAUGUCUAUGUUACCAUGCUGAAUCCCACAGAGGAAUUCAAGACAAGAGCCCUGACUGGACUCGACCCAGAUUCCAUCAUGGAGUGUGCAGGGCGUGCUCUGAAGUUCUGGUCAUUGCAAAUGACGCAUGAUCUGUUUGUGACUCUACUGGCAGCCAGGCUAUUACCUACCUUGAGAGAUCGUUACGCUUUUCUGCAAGAUUCAGUUGACGCAGAAAUAAAAGAUGCUAAUUCUAAAAUGACAAGCCUGCACAGCACGAUUGCCAGUGAGCCUUGGCCCACUCAUGGCAUGUCUCUAGACCAAGAGUCACUCCAAAAGAAGUACAAUGAUCUCUGUCGGGCAUACAGAGAAAAAAACCAUAAAUUAUCGCAGACGCAGGAGCUGUACGACAAGCUCAAGCGUAAGGCAAUGCUUGGCCACAUACAGGAUGCUGCAUCUGAUGCUGUUGACACGUCUCUG
This is a messenger RNA of Cryphonectria parasitica EP155, 561 nucleotides long. RefSeq lists its product as uncharacterized. The annotation marks the transcript as partial. Gene Ontology annotation, molecular function: ubiquitin protein ligase activity. The record is from RefSeq and is a predicted model, not a curated record. The transcript is spliced from 3 exons. Gene Ontology annotation, cellular component: synaptonemal complex. Gene Ontology annotation, biological process: reciprocal meiotic recombination. Lineage: Eukaryota; Fungi; Ascomycota; Sordariomycetes; Diaporthales; Cryphonectriaceae.